Messenger RNA from Saccoglossus kowalevskii, 2607 nucleotides. Its product is annotated as spatacsin-like. Gene Ontology annotation, biological process: chemical synaptic transmission; axo-dendritic transport; synaptic vesicle transport. The record is from RefSeq and is a predicted model, not a curated record. Gene Ontology annotation, cellular component: cytoplasm; dendrite; synapse. Lineage: Eukaryota; Metazoa; Hemichordata; Enteropneusta; Harrimaniidae.
AUGGCAACGCUAAUGAUCUACAUCAAUGAACUCAGACAAUAUUUGAGGGAUGUACCACAUUGGGUGUCUAAUCAGUCCAGUACAGGAAAACAAGAUGCAACAAAGCUGAAUAAACACUACUCUUUCUAUAUGCCUGAAGCAAGUCAUUUCACUGAAGGAUGUUUACAAAGAUGGAAUCACAUGAAAGAGGAGGAAAUCAUUAGAGAUGGUAUUUUAAACAACAGCAUUCCACUGGUACAGUGUUAUCUGAAGCAGAGUAGUAAGAGCAGUGGCAAUCUUCAGCAUAUCAUUGAUAUAGGAUUCUCACAAGUAUAUCUAGCAUUAUUAGAACGAGAUCUACGUAAUUCUGCUAGAAUGCUUAAGAGUAUGGGUUUCAACGUAACCCAACAAUUAAGAAGAAUAUGUCUCUACUCACCUAAUGUUUACCUGAGAGAUUUUCUGGUGGAAGAACUAAAGAAGUCUGGUGAUUUAACUGACAUUGAGUUGUCAAUGGUACACUUUGUGUAUCAAUUAGAGAGUCUCUACACGUGCAGAUCGUAUGAUAAAGCUAAAAGCAUUGCAGAAGAAACCAAAAAGCAUUACUGGGAAAAUAUCAUCCGGUUGUCACGGAUACCAACCAUGCAAGCUAAAUCAGUGAUGAGUUCAUUGAUGAAAACAGGUGAUAUCAUGCCACCUGAUGAUAUGAAUGCAGAGAGUGGCAAUUAUUCACAUAUUGUAUUAGAAUGGGUUAGAGACUGGGAUGAAGAAACAAGACAGCGGAUACUAUUGGACAGAAUGUUUAACAAUACAGAUCGAUCAUUUGAAGGAUUUAUUGAGCCCCGUACCAGAUGGAAAUAUUAUUUAUCUCACAAUUUGUGGAAUCCUAUAUCAAAAUGGAUUACUGCUGAUCCGGAUAGCAUUUGUGCUGAUAUGCUGAAUGAUAUGACACUCUGUACUCCGUAUAUUAAGAAUAAAGUACUAGAUGAAAUGGCAAGAAAAGGUUUGUUUGCUUCAGAAGAAUUAUCCGAUUUUGACAGAUUAUUACGUCGGCUUGGUAAUUGUCAUCAAUUAUUGCGUCAUCCACAUAUCCUGUCUAAUAAUACUACGAUGAAUGUUGAGAUGUUUCACAGUCAGUUUAUACUAUACUGCAUUCAGCAUAGUUUACCUAAUGUUCUUCACUACUACAUGGACUUCUAUGGCCUUGCAGUGACAGAUGAUCAUAUUUCUAGACUACGAUCUGAACACAAAAGCUGCUACUGGUUUGAAAUGUUAUUAUUCUUCAGGUAUAAUAGCAGGAAACUUGGAGAUCCCAACAUAAUGUUCCAAGCAAGUUUAGCCAAUUGUAGAUUCCUCUUUAAAGUCAACCAACCCACAGUGACAAGUCUUUUGGAGGCUGAUAGACCUAUUGCUGCCAUGGCAACACUGAUGUUUGCACCCUGUAAUCUGAAUGAGGUGAUUGGUUCAGCUGAAAAUGAAGAUGAAAGACUCUGGAAAGUUGAUGGUAAUUUGUUGAAGCAAUCUCUACAGUCAUACCCUAAACUACAAGCUGCUUUAUUUCCUGUACAGACAGCAGAUGGUAUUACACCCCAAGAUAUCACUAUGUAUCAGCUUUUACAGGGUAACACACAAUUUGAUAUAUCCAAGUUAUUCAGAUGGCAGUCAACAAACAACAUUUCUACACCACUCACAGAUAAAGCCACCGAAUUGCCACAUUUCUCACAGCCAGACUUGGUAAAUCAAUAUGCACACAAGGAAGUCCUUCGAUACACUUAUUACCUGAGGAAAGCCAGACCCUCAUUUGCAUUUGUGGCAUUUGUUAAGAAUCUUCAAGAUACCGAUCCAGCAGUACUCAAAAAAAGAACCAAACAAGCGUACUACAGAGUGUACACCAUAGCACUACAAGAACUCACACAGCAUUCAAUCAGUGCUGCCUGUGUGGCAUUUAUUGAAAUGCUCGGACAAGAUAGUUCUGCAUUGAGAAUUGAUUUACAAAGUGGUAAUUUAAUGUUGAGAUAUAAAAAAGAUGAACUGACAUCAGACCAGAGGUUUGACAAGUCUACGAGAGAACAGAAGGCACAAGAGAUUGAAUCUAAUAUUUUGUCUGAUUUGCUAAGUGCACUGAAGCAGAAGGGAUCAAGUGCUGAAAGACUUCUCAGAAAUCUGGAGAGCGCCAUCACUGGUGAAAUUGAGAAAGCAGCUGAAGAAAGUACAAGUUUUGCAGCCAGUCAGUACUGGUCAUUAGCUGUCCUCUUCUGUCAAAUACAUAAACUACCGUAUACUACUGUGUAUUUAGAAGACUGUGCAAAGAAUGAUCAAUGGUUGAGGUUUCUGUGUUUUGUUCAAAACCAUCACUAUCCUCAGAAUCAGGUCAUCUACAAGCUCUUCAAACUUACUUACAGUACCAUUGUCACGUUUAGUAACAUGUGGUGUCCUCAUAUCCGUGAACAUCUUCAACAUGCAGUGGAAAACCUACAGUAUAUUCCUGAUGGAAAGGGACAUCUAAGCAGAAACGAAGAGCAGGCUAAACGAUCUAAAGAUCUGAGAGCACAGUACCUGAAAAGGGUUGGCAUAGCCAAAGGAGACAUUGGUAAAAAAUUUCUUGUUUACUCUACCAUAUUUGCAUGUUAG